CUUUAGAUGAUGAAGCUGAGCAGCACCACGGCACAAUGGUGGGAGAGGGGGGCAGCACGGUGGAUAGCACCCCUCCCCCAAAGCGUAAGGGCAAGUUCUCUACCCUUGGCAAAAUCUUCAAGCCGUGGAAGUGGCGGAAGAAGAAAAGCAGCGACAAGUUCCAGGAAACUUCGGAAGAGCUGGAGAGAAAGAUGUCGACGAGGCGCACGCGGCAGGAGCUCAUAGAGCAGGGCGUGCUGAAAGAGGUCCCGGACAACGACACAGAUACACACAACCUUAAGCAGCCCUAUGUGAAAAACGGCCACACUCUGCCUGUGAGUGCCGGGGUUGGAGGUGGAGGCGCGGGAGUCGUCAGCAGCGCCAGGAGCCCAUGCAACCAGGGCAAACUCCCCCCUGAGUCAGACUUUAGGAUGAACCAGGCCUGGCUCGCCCAGCCGGACGACCGCAGGGUCCGCCCUCCCUCCUCAGACGGAGAUCGCCGGGGAGCUCCAUGUUCGAGGGGUACAGGACUGCAUGAGGACGUGCGUAGAGGUGUAGGGAUGGGUCCACGUGUGCACGUUGAGGGCGAGUGGAAGCCUAACAUGGUCUGGCAGGGCCAGAUUCACGGACAGAUGGAGGAGUGCAGACGUGGAGGCCGACUUCAUCCUGAUGACGGGCAGAGGAGGCCUGGGCUGCAGAAGGCCCCCUCGGAGGACGGCAGGCGGAGCAAGCCUGUGGAAGCGGACUGGAAACCAGCUCUCCCUCGACAUGCAUCAGCUGAGGAGGGAAGGGCCCACAGAGAGUCAGAGUGCCAUUUUGUCCCUGAUGCUGAAGCCCUGCGGAACACCCUGCGUGAACCUCUGCCACCCAAACAGCCAGUCAUGGCUCCAAAGUGGCUGAUGAGCUCCACCCCUGAACCCGACAGCGAAGGUUCGCCCCGCACCCCGUGCAACCACCCUGCAUCCCAGUACUCCUCUCCCGCCGCCCCCCCGGCUGCAGCACCCAAGCCCGUGCGGUGCGUCUCCUCUGCCGGUGUGUCCACUCAGCAGUCUGCGGCACCAGCCUCCACCUCUCAGGGCACCAAGCAGCCGCCUCUGCCUCCGCCCAAGCCUGUGAACAGGAACAACACCGCCAUGCUCGGUGACUUCACUCAAGCCAGCGGGGGUGCUAGUCUUGUGCCGGCCAAGCCGUCUCCGCCCAUGCCCCCCAAGAGGACCACCCCAGUCACCAAACGCACCCCAGAGGAGUCUUCAGCUUCAAGCCAUCCAAUCAACCCCUCGCCUCUCUCUCUGGACGACCACAGCAGCCUCUCCGUGGGCUUUCAGCUGCCUCCCCCACCUCCCUCUCCUCCCCUCCCAACUCACAUCCCACCCUCUCCGCCCCGCCAACACAUCCACACUCACCACCUCCACCAUCAGCACUCCUACCCCCACCCGCUGCCCCAACCCAUACCAAUGCUGUUUGACCCGCCAAGCCCGAUCAACGAGUCUCCCCAGCGGCCGGCUCCCAUCCCGCUGCACAUCAUGAUCCAGAGAGCCUUGUCCAGUCCUGGCCCAGCUCAACCUCAUCCAGACGGGUCACAGCGUGCUCACGCACUGCUUUUUGAAACCCCUCCAGAAUACCAAGGAGGAGAACGUAGUCGCCCCUUGCCCGUCAGCAUCCAACCACUAAAGCUAUCUGAAGAUGAUUACUCAGAGGAGGAAGAGUUAGAGGAGGAAGAUGAUGAAGAAGAGGAAGAAUACGAUGGGGAGAUCCCCCAACCGGAGCUGGAGCCGCGAAGUCGGCGAUGCUUGGUUGGUGAUGCUGGGGUUGGUGGUAUCCCAGGAGGAAACAGCAGUGAAGAGGAGGAAGAAGACGAAGAAGAGGAUGACGAUGAAGAGUAUAACAUGCACAGGGAGGACAGCGAUUCAGACGGUCCUGUGCUUCAUAAAGAUGAAGACUCGGAUGAUGACGAAGAGGACGAGCCCCCUCUAAGUGCCCUCGCCAGCAGGGUGAAAAGGAAGGACACCCUGGCUCUGAAGCUGAGCAACCGUCCCUCUGCUCCAAACAGGGAGCGGUUUACACAGGAUAGGAGCUGCCGAGACGACCUGCCCCCAGGACAGACCGGUCUCACCUGGCAGAGCAGGGAGCAGUGGGAGGCCAUACGCACACAGAUCGGCACUGCACUCACAAGACGACUGAGCCAGAGACCCACAGCUGAGGAGCUGGAGCAAAGAAACAUCCUUCAGCCCAAAAACCAGGCUGACAGACAAGCGGAGGUUCGUGAGAUCAAGCGGCGAUUGACCAGGAAGCUGAGUCAAAGACCCACAGUCGCAGAACUACAGGCAAGAAAAAUCCUGCGGUUUCACGAGUACGUGGAAGUUACAGACGCCCAAGACUACGACCGGAGAGCAGAAAAGCCGUGGACGAAGCUGACGCCUGCUGACAAGGCAGCGAUCCGGAAGGAGCUCAACGAUUAUAAGAGCACUGAAAUGGAGGUUCAUGAAGAGAGCAGAAUUUACACGAGGUAGUUUCAUCGGCCUUAGCGUCUCCCCCCUCUGUGGAUGAUGAAGCACUUACGAGCUCAGUGGCAGGAGGCUGCUUCCUAUGCAGACUGACGGCCCUUUAUGUUUCCUGAAUGUACUGUACAGAUAAUCAGGGAAAGCCUGGAACUGACUCUGAACAAGAAUGCUUGGCGCUUGCCCUCCAUCGCCCUCUCACUACAUUGCUUUUUCACUAAACCGAGGUGGUGGAGGGCGCCGGGCCAGAUGCAGUAUUUCUCCCAGACGGCAGGGGGAACCACGUGCCAAUGAGGCGGCGAAGUGGCGGCGGACCUACAGGGCUUACUCUCAUUCUGCUGUUCUGUGGUACCCCUCAGGGACUCGGAGCUAGUUACAACCUUUAACGCGGCCUCAUUCUGUGUUGCCUUUUUUUCUCCUUUACCGCAUAUGGAAAAGCUAAUUCAUCCUGUUAAUGUAAUAACAUACAAUAAUAACAGUAAUAAUAAUGAUGACGACGUAUAAUUCUCCACACAGUAAUAAUAGACAAUAGAGACGAAUGGCGGGUGCAGGCUGGAGGAUGAAGACUGGGAGAUUCUGUUGUAUGACUGGACAUCUCUGGGAUAUUGUAUGUGUUUUAUAUUAACUGUGUACAGACUGCUAUUGUGAUACCUUAGAAUGAAACCUGGAGAGAUCUAAUUACAAAAAUAAUCUGGAAUGCACAAGAUAUUUUAUAUCGUAAUUUGAUCACAUGAGUAGUGACAGCUUUUAUUUGUUUUUAUUCGGCUUGCCUGUAUUUAUGGUUGUGACGUGAGGUGGCCAUUUAAGCGUCAAUCUAGAUUUAGAAAAAGUUGCAGAUCGGGAGCCUGUUUUUAUUUUUUUAUUUUUUUGUUCGUGCCAAUAUACCCAAUGCCCAAAGGACUAUAGGAUGCUGGUUUUCAUAUCACUUGAUUUCUGCAAUCCACUGCAUGAGCCAACGCCGAAUCCAGCGCACUGGAUCUGGAUGAUCUCUCUUCAUUUAUACGUUUUUUUAAUGAGUUUUUGUACUUCCCUUUAAAGAUCAAACAUGCAAUGCAUUCUGUAGCCAUUCUGAAUAAGGUCAUGCUAGUAGUGUCUAUACUAAGAGUUUAAAUGUAAGUUGCUGUGAGUGUAGAUCAGGGAUUUAUCAAAAAAUCUGAAAAUGUAUAAACGGUCAACAGGGAGUCACUUUGGCUGGAGCCUUCUGGAAACGCAGAAGUGUUUUUAUCUCGUAUUGUCGUCUGGCCAGUAGCUUACAGGGUUCUCUAUGCUGUGUACAGGUUGAAAUACCGUAGGAUUAACUGAUGCUUGUGUAUAUCUUGUCUUCCUUUUAAUUUGAAAAGAAAUUUUAAAUAUAAAAGUUAUUAUAGGUUGCUAUUUUUUUAAGCACAGAAUAUUAGUUAAUGAUUAAAUGCAACAAGAAUGGGAAUAUGAAGGUGUACCUUUCCUGUAAAACUAAGGUCAUUUUUAAUUGAAUGUGGAAUUGUAUGGACAGACAGGUCUUUCUUUUAAAUUGUAAAUAGCUGCCUCUGGAUCAAAUUAAAUCUCUUG
Molecule: messenger RNA, 4025 nt
Organism: Paralichthys olivaceus (Japanese flounder)
Lineage: Eukaryota; Metazoa; Chordata; Actinopteri; Pleuronectiformes; Paralichthyidae
Source: RefSeq, a predicted model, not a curated record